AUUAAAAAAAAAACAAAAGAUUUAAGCCACAAACUUGGUUUAAAUUUAAACUACAAAAAAAGGAGAAAAAAGGAACCGCUAACUAUAGUUUACUUUGUUUUUGUUGUAAUAAUAAAAAACCACAACAAACAAUGGGUACACGUGUACCGCCUCCCUGUCCUACACCUUUAAUAUGUGAUGGACAAUCUGUGGCCGGUUUACCACAACUCAUUGAUGAUUUACAAAGACUCUCCGAAGACCAGGAUAGUGCUGAUGUGGUAUUUAUAUGUGGUCGCGAAGAGGAACGUAUUUAUGCCCAUCGUAUUAUAAUGAUGGCACGCUGCAAAAGCUUUAAAACCAAUAAACGCGGUGAAAUUUGUCGCAUACCCGGCUGUUCCGUUUCACCUGCUGCUCCUGGCACACCGACAUCUGUAAGACUGCCCCAUGUUCACCCGGAAGUAUUACGACAAUUUGUUCUCUACGUCUACACAGCCAAGAUUUUAUUACAAGAUUCACGAGUUUUUGAAAUGAUGACCUUGGCUCAGGAUAUGGGUUGUUGUGAGUUGAGAUCGGCUUGUGAGGAUCAUGUUAUAGCAACGCUGUCUGUGGAUAAUGCUUGUACUUUUUUGACGGCCGUCAUGGAAAUACAUGAAAAAGCAGGUGCAAAGUGUGCAGCUUCGUUUAUGGAGCGCUGUAUCAUUUACAUUGGAGAAAAUGCCAAUGAGUGCGUCAAAACCAAUGCCUUUUUGAAUUUGAAAAAAGAGGCCUUAAUCAAAUUGAUAUCAUCGGAUUAUUUUUGCCUAGAAGAGGAAGAUGUUUGGCGUUGUGUUCUCGCUUGGGCUAAAAAUCAUGCCGGUGUCACUCAACCUACUGCUCAUUGGACAGAGGAGGAAAGAGGUCGCGUGUGUCAACAACUACAGGGUGUUAUGUGUCAUGUUCGCCUCUUACUAAUCGAUAGUCAAGUAUUCGCCGAAGAAGUUGAGCCCACAGGUGCCGUACCCAUGGAACUGUCAUUAGAGCGUUAUCGUUAUGCGGCCUUACAAAAUUCCAAUAAUAAACCGGGUGGUCAUCACGGCGGGACGAGUAUGGGUGGUGGUGGUAUGGGAAAUAUGGGUGUUGGCGGUAGUUUUAGUGCUAAAAUCGAUGGUGAUAAAAGACUACAACCUAGGCUAACGAUUAAUAUGUUUCCGGGCUCUCAGAUUUUGAGAAAUGAUAAACUACAUUUGCAAAGUGUUUUGAAUAAUUGGUAUGGUUGCUCGAAACAGUCCUGGCGUUUAUUGUAUCGUGCCUCUACUCAUGGCUUUUCUUCUACAGCUUUUCAUCGUUACUGUGAUGGAGUGGCUCCCUGUUUUGUUAUAUGUUUGGGUUCUCAUGGUGAAAUAAGUGGUGGCUUUACCGAUGUGGCCUGGGCUAAAACAUCACGCAAGGGUGUUUAUAUACAUUCCGAAAGGGCAUUUCUGUUUGCCUUAAAUGCUGGUGUCUCAGAGUCGCCUUUAAAAUUUGAUAUAGUUAAGAAACCUUAUGCUAUAUGUUAUCAUCCGGACUGCGGUCCCAUUUUUGGUGCUGGAGCCGAUUUACUAAUAGCCAACAACUGCAAUACCAACAAAGAUUCUUAUUCUAAUUUACCACAUUCGUACGACGGUCCCAAUGCUUCCUACGAAACACUUUUUGGCGAUUAUAAUUUUACCAUUAGUGAUUAUGAAGUUUAUACUGUGGCUCAAGCAAGCCCCAAUAUAAAUCAAAAUCCCACUUAUAGCAGUUCCUCUAAUUGUUUAUCGAAUACCUCAAACAGCUUGACAAAUACUAAUGGUUCUACAGGAGGUCUAAAUAACUCCAAUACAAUGAUGAACAACAACAAUAAUAAUAAUAAUAUGGGAAAUAAUACUGUAAGUUUGGCUAAAGCCAAAUAUGAAAGGUAUUAAUGGAUUAAUUUCUAUUUUAGAAAUGUAAGAGUUAGUUCUUAAAAAGAAUUCUCUAAUAAAGAAAUAAAAAAAAACAAAAAAU
Lucilia cuprina (Australian sheep blowfly) is the source of this 1983-nucleotide messenger RNA. RefSeq lists its product as uncharacterized. The transcript has 8 exons. The record is from RefSeq and is a predicted model, not a curated record. Lineage: Eukaryota; Metazoa; Arthropoda; Insecta; Diptera; Calliphoridae. Bases 132 to 1901 code for a protein of 589 amino acids. Gene Ontology annotation, molecular function: protein binding.